Laetiporus sulphureus 93-53 is the source of this 798-nucleotide messenger RNA. RefSeq lists its product as uncharacterized. The coding region runs from base 164 to 742 and encodes 192 amino acids. The transcript has a single exon. The record is from RefSeq and is a predicted model, not a curated record. Lineage: Eukaryota; Fungi; Basidiomycota; Agaricomycetes; Polyporales; Laetiporaceae.
GGCCAGAAGAUGCCCAUCACCUGUCAGGAUAAGAACCGAUCUGCUGCCGUGAACAUGCGUACUGAGCAAUUUGUAGGGAAUGUAAACGUUCCUGCGAUUUGUAGUAAGACUGUUCUACGGGUCUAGGGCUCUCUUGAACGCGGAUGCUUGUGUGGCGGGCCUCAUGGCCGUCUGUUUCUGCCAGUGCGGACAUCGCGUUUCACGGCUGGGCCACACAAUGCGUUAUGAACGACACUGCAUUUGGGUGGGACCAGACUGGACCUGGUGCCCAGCCGCGGGGAUUCGCAUGGUUGAAAUUGGCUGCUGCAAGAACAAAGCGAGCUACAAUGCUCCGUGUUGGAUGGGAUGCAUGUGCUGCUUCCCCACACCCGUCCGCGGGGAGUGGCCUAGCUUGCUGGCGAGGCGAGAGCAGUCUGGGCGACGUGCGCGAUGGCGAGCAGCUCGGCUGUGCAGUCCAUCCCAACUAUACACACAAAUGAAACGCAGUGCCCUGAUUGGCUUGUCCAAUUUGAUAGAAUAUCCAACUCGCCGCUCCGUUAGCACCGGCUUGUCUGCCGGGCGGCCUCGGGCCCAGGCGCCGUCCACGGUUCCGCAUUCGCUCUUCAGGCCGGCACAUUGCCAGAUGCCGGUCGCGUUUGCCGGAUGCUCCGGACAGAACGCAGGCAAGUCGCGAUGUCGAUCUGGGCGCCUAUCUGGGGGGACAUGCCGCUGCGUCGGUAGCUUGGAUCCGGGUGCUCUAUAGCCCGCCCUAGUCUCGUCGCAUAACGAGCAUUCCCACCGCCAUAAUCGACUGCUCUU